This is a messenger RNA of Spirodela intermedia, 1944 nucleotides long. The record is from the annotation of a GenBank genome assembly. NCBI's taxonomy places the organism in Eukaryota, Viridiplantae, Streptophyta, Magnoliopsida, Alismatales, Araceae.
AUGAAAGUCCGCCGCCCCCGCUUCGUCCCAUCACUAUAUCGACCAUGGCCGGCGUCGACCUUCUCCACGCCGCCACCGGUGGUGGCGGUGGCUGUGCUGCUGCUCUGCGUUGCCUCGCAGGCGAGGGCGAAUCUCCCUGACCGCUAUACCCUUCGCGGGGGGGCUCUCUCGAGCUCCUACCGGGGAGGCCAGCCCCAGGAGCCACAGGAGUACAUCGACCCGACCAAUCCACCAGUGCUGCCCAACGAGGUCCCUGCGUGCUCCGUCCAACUGCUCGAACAGGACUUCGCGCACACGUACGGGUCCCCGCCGGCUUACAGCAACUUCUCCGCGCCGGAGAACUGCCAGUGGAACCGCGCCGUGCUGGAGAUGUCCGCCUCCUGCACGGGGGAGCAGUACGACCGGAUCUCCGGGGUAUGGAUCGACAGCGUGGAGGUCCUGCGGACCAGCACCGCCGAGCCCACCCCGGCGGGGGUCUUCUGGACGGUCCGGAAAGACGUGACCCGCUACUCCUCUCUGCUGGUCACCCGAGAGCGCCACCAGGCCUGUCGUGGCGGCGGCGCCCGGCGGCGCCGCGACACCUUGCCCAAGCUCCGGCACGUAUGGGUCAUGCUGGAGAAUAUCGUGGACGACGUCUACACGGGCAUCUACCACCUCAAUCUGACCCUCCACUUCUACCAGGAAGGGGGAGACCAGGCCCCUCCCAGGUCCAGAUCCCUCCUGGAGGCGCCGCCGCGUCUCCCUCCUCUUCUGAUCGAGCAAUUCGGCACGGGGAGCCUGAACCAGGAGAGGCUCGACCUUCUGGUGAGCAAGCCGGCGGAUCUGAUCCUCCCUGUCUCUCACGACAAGGGGAGCAACGAGGGCUUCUGGUUCCGGAUCCAGAGGGAGGCGGACGCCCGCACGGGGAACGUCCAGAUCCCCAAGCACGCCUACCGGGCGGUUCUGGAGAUCUACGCCUCCGCCCAUGGGGACGACGAGUUCUGGUACUCUAACCCCCCCAGCUACUACAUCGACCAGAACCGCAUCACUCCGCGCAGGGGCAACGGCGCCUUCCGGGAGGUGUACGCCACGAUCGACGGGCUCUACGCCGGCUCCGUCGUGCCGUUCCCAGUGGUGUUCACCGGCGGGUUCAAUCCCCUGCUGUGGGCGCCGGUGGUGGCCAUCGGGGCGUUCGACCUCCCUUCGUACAGCCUCGACGUGACGCCCUUCCUGGGGAUCCUCCUCAACGGGAACACCCAUCGGGUGGGGCUCGGCGUCAGCUACGGCAUACCUUUCUGGCUCGUCGGCGCUAACCUCCACCUCUGGCUGGACCCGCAGUCAAACUCUGUCUCUGCGCACUUCCUCAAGCACCAGGCGCCGCCGGUCUCUAUCAACUACAGCAACAAGUCCCAGAACCUGGACGGACAGUUCAAGCUCGAGGCCGAGAGGGUGGCGCACUUCGAGGGCUGGGUGAGGUCCUCCCUGGGGAACCUCACCUACUUCCUGGACCAGCAGUACAAGUUCAGGAGCUCCAUCUCCAUCGAGAACAACGGGAACACCAAGGAGGUCUACUCCAAAGCCAAGUUCAAGACGGACAUGAGGAUCGAAGACGCCCCGAACGUGAUCCUCGCCAGGCUCUACCACAAGGCCAAGUACCCCAUCACCGUCUACACCGCCGCCGGGCCCGGUCAGCAGGGAACCUACUUAAGAACAAACGUCUCCCACACGAUGUACGAGAAGGGCGCACUCACAGUAGGGAGCACCAUCUUCCUCAAUUCCUUCGCGCACAGCCAGAACUCCCAAGGGUGGAUGGAAUACAAGAAUCACUCUGUCCUGUCCGGCUCUGCGAGCAGCCAGCAGACCUACAAGCACAAUGACAAUGGCAUCUGCUACAUCCGGAUCGUGAACGCCGAAGGUGGCAACCUCUUGAGGGAUCAGAGCUCCACGGAUUGCCAUUUUGCGUAG